AUGUUUUACUGUCAAUUGCCCGAGGUAAGAUUUUCAAAUUUCCUUGAAAUUUUGCCUGAAGUUUCUACCUAAGUCACUUGUAAAUUCCUGAAAAUUUUACCGUUCGCUUUGCACGGAGCGCUGAGAUAUUCAACGAUAAUUGCGAACGAGAGACUAUGGAAAAUGAAGAGAGACGGGUGGAGAAACCCUUUUUUUGGCUAUAAGUCUGCUAGUCUUGGGAGGAAAAUGAUGAUUUUUGGCAAAAAUAUAGCUCUCUGGGCUUGAAACAUAAUGCCAAAUUCGCAUUUUGAAAUUCGCUAAAAAUUUUAAAAUUUUUCCAUUUGUUGGCUUAAAAAUCCCGAUGAUUUCUGUAAAUUGUAAGGUAAAAAAGCCGGAUGAAAGCUCUUACAAAGCUCCACUUUAGAUUUCUACCAAGUUUUAUCACUAUCUGAGCAUUUUUCACAUUUCCAAACUUUCGUUGCGGGACCGAAAUGACUCAUCCCAAAGAUCGGUAUUUUACUUAUUUUCCUUUUCCAAAAUAACUGAAAAGACGAUUCACAGUCACAGUCGGGCUCAAUAAAGGCCUCCAACUUGAAUAGGCGACGUUUUUCCCGUCAAGAAUACGAAAAAAAUUCUUGGAAAGAGCGAAAAUUUCAGGCAAUCUUUUCUGUUUUCCACGACUUUCAUGGCCUUUGUAGUAUCCGAAAACAAUGGAGAAUUAAUAAAUUCGCCAUUUGGAGUGGGGCUGAGUCCAUUUCGCAUUGUUUUAGAGGGGUUUUCGACGAAAUUCGGCUAAAAUAAGGUCCCAUGGAGAGUAUCUUAGCGCCUAGUUACUGUGCAUGCCCUUUCUUGUUAUUUCCGCCUCUAAUUCGGCUGAAAAACAAUUUGUGCAGUUUUUCGGCGCUUUGUUCUCUUGAUUCGAGGCGUUUGGCCAACGAAAUUUCGGCCAUUUCUUGGCCCAGAUUUUUUUCUUGUUUUCCUCGAAUUUUUUUGUAGUUUGAGGUAGAAAAAAACGCGUAACCAAAUUUAAAAUGGCUGAAGAAACGUUACGAAAGCCUUUUCUUUGUUUUUUCAAUGAAAAUUCGUCAACACAAGCAGUUUGGUUUUGUCCCACGACGAAAAAUUUCCGAUUCUUGGCAUUCUGUUGCAAACCAUUUUCUGCGAAAAAAUUGGAUCUUCCAAGUUUUUUCUUGACUUUCUCUCGAAUUUCACACAUUUCUCGACCUUCGAAUCUCUUUUCUCUUCCCCCCAAUCUCACCUCUGUUUACCCAAGGGGCUGAAAUAAUAUAUUAUAAUAUCAAAACAGCUUCCACUGUUUGUACAGUGUAUUUAAUUCGCUCCGUGAAGGCCUUGAUUCAUCUUUCAUGUAGUCGAAACCUUGCCCAGACCGGGUCGGGAAAAGAUGCGCUCAAGGCGGAAAUUCGUGAUUUGCUUUGCUCGGACUUUGUAAAGAGUUUGUUGAAAUUUGAGAUGUUGUUGAUGCCUUUUUGGGGCGGAUGUUGUUGAAAAAGAAGGAAAAUAGUGUUGGGAAGCUUGUGGGAAAUCUACGGGAUGUGUACUGUUUUGUUUUUCUUCACAAUUUUGAGAUUCUUAUAUUGCACUAGGUCCAAUUUUGAAUUUCGAAGAUUUUGAUCGAAAAUUUAAUGUUUUGACAUACAAUGUAAUUGAAUAUGAUGGCAAAUUGAAGGUAUACACUGGAUAAAUAUUUGCGAUUCCUCUGUGAAUACGUUUUCUAACAGAAUUUUUAGAUUUUAUAUUAUACUAGGUCUUUUUUUUUAUUUUUGGAAAAUUUUCUUGAAAUAUCUCGUUUUUUCAAUCAAAUUUUGUCGUGGAUAGUUAGUUCAAGACUUCCACCAUCUAAUAAGAGUUUUAUUUUUUUAGUUCUAGCCGGUCCUUAAUGCUAAUUUAACUCUCUAACAUCUCCUACAUUCGCCAUUAACAAGGUCCCAAAAUCACGGACCGAAUCCAACUAAUAUCCCGUUAGAAUCGACCCUCCGCCACCAAGGUGAAUUCCUCAACGAGAAGCGGCCACGGGCUGGGCCCCGGCAAGUUCCCCACAGCAGAUUUGGAGCCCCGUCAUCAACGGAACGACUCGGGCCAACGACUGCUCAAGGCGCAGGUGGACGAACACGAGGUGCAGAAGAAUCCGGCUCGGAAUUACGUGGUGCGGCAGUCGGGAGACUUUCGACAGGAGCAGAAUGUAAGUCUUUGCGGUUUGGAGUGUUUUCUUGGUUUAGGUUGGAACUGAUGUCAAGUGUAACAUAAAGUUGAAAUUUGCUAAAAUCUUUGCUUAUUAUGGCUUUCACAUCUGUCUUUUGGUAUGAGGUUUGGGUUGAGACCAUAAUCACCAAGAUUUUCGAUUAAAUUCAACAAGAAAUAACAGAUUUCAUAAUCUUUAUCUACUUCAGCAUGGAAAAUAUAAAAAAAAUCAUUUGGAACCCAAUUUGUUGUUCCUUUUUGUUUCUGAUGGCACUGUUAUGCUCUGUAUUAUCUUUGUUUACUGUUACAGCCACGAAUUUCCCAUGUUUCCAUCACCUUCGCCAUGGAUAAUAUAAUUUUAUCUCCCAUUUCCUUUCAGAUUCAUGUUGAGCCGACCUUGUACCUCAGAUCCUCAUCCGCCGCGCAUCGACCUGUCUUCACCAUGAAACGGGCAGUAAAAUCGAUUGGGCAGGCCAUGCCGGCCGUCUUCACUUGGUUUUUGAUAUUGGGUUGCACUUCGGCCUUCUUUUAUUUGGUAGUGCCGGCAUUAAUCAAACAGUUGGGUACAUUGGGUAUGAUGUUGUGCUCAUUGGAUUUGGUAUUCUUCUUAUUUUUGGUUGCGAACUUGUUUAUGGCAACAACAAUGGAUCCGGGACGACAUCCGGCUGGUAAGUUGAUACAUCUUUGAUAUUAUUCUUUCGGUUUUUAGAUGUUAUGGAUGUUUUUAUACUGUAAAAAUACGGUUCGGGGAAUUUUCGAAACGUUUGGAAGCUAUUUUUAACCUGUUUUGCCAAGGUGCGGCAGGUGGAUAAUUUGUAGGCUAAAUUAGCUUACAAAUAAUCCACUUACUGCACCAUUCUUAUUGCACAAUGAAAUUAAAAUGCUGUAAACUACAAAAUAUUGUUAUUUUGUAUUGUCUUGACAAUUUUACAACAAAAAAUUUUCAGCGAUAGCCUCAGAGGAAUCCGUCGAUGACUUCCGAUCCCCACUUUACAAAAACGUCGAAGUGAAUGGAAUCACGGUUCGAAUGAAAUGGUGUGUGACCUGUCGAUUCUAUCGACCACCGAGGUCCUCGCAUUGCUCGGUUUGCGACAAAUGCAUCGACUGUUUCGACCAUCACUGUCCAUGGGUCCACAACUGUGUUGGUCGGCGGAAUUAUCGAUACUUUUUCCUGUUUCUGAUAUUCCUCACACUGCAUAUGAUCUCCAUGUUCAGUCUGUGCCUGACGUUUUGCCUAACUACGGGGUAAGUGAAAAAAUUUUUUUGGAAUUUUUUAUUGUUUUAGGUCAGAAAUUGAUGAAAAAUGCUAAAAUUGAUGUGUUUUUAGUGUGAAUUUGCGGCAAGAAUACCUGUCUCCGCCCUACCUCUGCUCCUUGAUCCUAAUGGGCCUGUUUGUUCUGCUUUGUUUCCCCAUCAUCGGCCUCACCGGCUUCCAUGUUGUACUUGUGGUCAGGGCCCGCACAACCAACGAACAAGUGACCGGCAAAUUCCGCUCCGGCUACAAUCCAUUCACCGAGGGAUGCUGGCAAAAUCUGUCCAAGGCGUUGUGCACAAGUCAGUACCCGAGUUAUGAAUCGGCACCGAAAAAGGCGGCCAUCAGACAGUCCGACAGCUUAUCGGUACUGUAUGUGCCGGAUAAUACGAGCAAAAAGGAUGGCCAUAUUCCUGUAAGUUGCUUGGAUGAAGGUUUUGAGUGGUUUUGGAGGGUUUCCGAGCGGUUUUGGGGAAAUUCAAGUUUUCGUGGUGGGACCCAAAAUGGAGUCAAGAAGAAGAAAAAGACUGCUAACGCUGUCAAUAGAGCUAUAUAGGGUUGAUUUUACACUCAAUUAAAUGUUUUUACAGAGAUUUGAAAGGAUUCAGGUUUUCGUUGUGGGACCUAAAAUGCAUCAAAAAGAUGGAAAAAAACUGCAAAAGCGGUUGGUAGAGCUUUUUUGGAGUUGAUUUUACACUCGAUAAAAUUAUUUUACAGUGAUUUGAAAAAUUUUCAAGUUUUCGUGGUGGGACAAAAAAAAUUUUUUUUAUAGUGUAGUGCCCAAAAAUAGAUUCAACCGUUGCUCGGAAAGACUGUGGUAUGAUAAAAAAUAUUUCCAGAUGAAAAACAUGAUCACCGUCUCCAACUCGUACGAGUCCAAAGACAUUGCGAAUGUCACGGUAUAA
Molecule: messenger RNA, 4335 nt
Organism: Bursaphelenchus xylophilus (pine wood nematode)
Lineage: Eukaryota; Metazoa; Nematoda; Chromadorea; Rhabditida; Aphelenchoididae
Source: the annotation of a GenBank genome assembly